UCGGGUGAGGUUAGCGAAUAAGCGGCUAGGAAAUUUGCUUCUGCGGCCGGUGUCUUAAUUUAACAUUAAAGUUUAUUUCGGCUAAUAACUAGAUGUCAGCCCAGGAUGUGCAGUAUUUUGUAGUCUAAAGAGUAUACGGAAGCAGUUAAAGAGGCAGUGAGGUAAUAAACUUUGUGAUUGUUUGAGGCUAUUUUGAUCACUAAGUGCAGUUUUUUAUAAUCCAAACAAGAAAAGUUAGCCUCUAACUACAGAAGCAAAUUUUGAUGGAAAGCUGUGAUUUAGGACGCUAAGAAAAAUGCAAGUCAGUGAUAAAUGUAUGAAGAAAUACUGAGAAAAUAUCAAUGACCAAACUCUCACUUGGUGCUUAAAGAUUGUUAUUCCCAAAUUCAUUAAGUCUUAUCCCGUUCCAAGAUGAUGAACUAUUACGAUAAUGUGUCAUAGAAAUGCAACAUAGUCAAAAACCAUUUACUAAUGAAAGUACUAAAUUUUAACAUUUGGAAUAUCGUAGCCAUUGUCAACUGCAAUGGUGCGUCGUAACAGGAAAAGGCUUUUAAAGCUGAUGCUCACAAUUUGCGUUGCAGUGUUUUGUGGUGGAUUGCUGCUGAAAGCUGCUGUAACAUCUUUAGAGUUGCAGACAUCUGUAAUGGUUGCCCUAGAGCACGAAAGGAGUGAUACCUUCCUGACUCGACUGCCAGGAAUGAGUAUAUUCCAACAAGUUAAGGAACCACUAAAAAAAUCGUGGUACGAGCCGACAAGUGUUUCCAUUCCUCAUGGUCCUGGCGAACAAGGAGCUCCUUUUGUCUUGCCUCUUGGACUUGAGAAAACAAAAGAAGACUUGUAUAAAGAGAAUGGUUUUAAUGCUCUUGUCAGCGAUUUCAUUUCUUUAAACAGGACUCUUCCGGACAUUAGACAUCCAAGUUGUAAAGCUAAGGAAUAUUUGUCAAAAUUACCAAAGGUGAGCAUAGUGAUACCCUUCCAUAAUGAGCACUGGACCACUCUUCUUAGGACAGUUACAAGCGUGGUGAGUCGUUCGCCACCUGAACUCAUCCAAGAAAUAAUUCUUGUGGACGAUUUCAGUACUAAAGCUCAGUUGAAAAUAGCCUUGGACCAAUACGUCAGACAGCAUUUUUCUAAUGUUCGAGUAGUUAGGGCAAAUAAAAGGGAAGGCCUAAUACGAGCCAGACUUCUUGGCGCCAAAGCGGCUAAAGGCGACAUUCUUGUGUUCUUAGAUUCUCACACAGAAGCCAACGUCGACUGGUUGCCGCCGUUGCUUGAACCAAUUGCAAUAGACAGAAAAACAGUGGUAUGCCCAUUUAUUGAUGUUAUUGACUAUGAGACUUUAGCCUAUCGAGCUCAGGAUGAAGGCGCACGGGGUGCCUUUGACUGGGAACUUUACUACAAAAGACUACCACUCUUACCUGAAGACUUGAAACACCCAUCUGAUCCAUUCAAAAGCCCUGUGAUGGCCGGAGGAUUAUUUGCAAUCGAUCGUAGUUUCUUUUGGGAGCUUGGUGGAUACGAUGAUGGCCUGGAUGUGUGGGGAGGCGAGCAAUAUGAACUUUCCUUUAAGAUAUGGCAAUGCGGAGGGCAAAUGCUUGACGUGCCUUGUUCCAGAGUGGGGCAUAUCUACCGAAAAUUUGCUCCCUUUCCAAACCCAGGAUUAGGCGAUUUCGUAGGCAGGAAUUACAAGCGUGUGGCAGAAGUCUGGAUGGACGAAUACAAAGAAUACUUGUAUAUGAGGAGACCUCAUUACCGAACUCUAGAAGUCGGAAACUUGACAGAACAGAAGUCCUUAAGGAAGAAAUUAGAGUGCAAGUCAUUUCGGUGGUUCAUGGAAAAUGUGGCCUUUGAUCAACCUAAAAAAUAUCCUCCUAUUGAGCCACCAGAUUACGCAAAAGGAGAGAUUCGAAAUGGAGCUGGCGGCCUCUGCAUAGACACAAAAUUCCGUGGCCAGAACGAGAAAUUUGGUUUAGAAAAAUGCAUUAAAGACAAUCCAAAUCAAGGAGGGGAACAGCAAUUUGUACUAUCUUGGCACAAAGAUAUCCGUCCCGCCAAAAGAAGCGUCUGUUUCGAUGUUUCCAGUUCGGAAAAACAUGCACCUGUAGUACUAUGGAAUUGCCACGGAAUGCAAGGAAAUCAACUAUGGAAAUAUGAUAUGGAGAAUCAGCAUCUUGUUCAUUUACUGACAGGUACAUGUUUGGAUUGUGAUUUAAAUCGGAAAGAAAUUUUCAUGAAUCCUUGUGAUCGUGAUGUAAAAACUCAAAGCUGGAAAUUCGAAACAAUAAAUGUAACUGCUAUUUUCAACUGGUGAGCGAAGGAUAUCGCAAUAUCCCAUUCCAAACUGUUGUUCAUCACGAGAGCAAGAAUACCAGUGAGAUCAUCUUUUUCGUUCCUACAUCCAAAAGAGAAAAACAUUUCUAUGAGAAAAAAGCAUAUUUUUUCAAGGACUAUAGGAAAAGAACUCUUUUCGAUUUAAGAUUCUAGGAAAUCAUAUAACCAUGGAUAUUUUCUAGUUUUCUUCAUUUGUUUUUUUGCUGUCUACAUUUUGUAGGGAAAAUGUGCCACCGUAAAUCUAAGAAAAAUAUCUGAAAGUAGUCAGAGGAAUAACGUAUGUGCGCUUAGCAAAAAUGUUAUUUCUACUUGCAAAUUAAACCAUUUCGUUUAAUCAUCAUAUUUAAUGCUUCGUUAUUCUUUGAAAAAUAUUUUAUUACGAGUUUAUCACUUAUUUCAUGAAAAACAUAUUAAAAAAGAAAUAACUAUAUACUCAUUUUUCAUUUAAUUCCUUUACAUAGGAAUCAAGCAACAUUUCCGUGUAUAAGAAUACUAAAACCAUUACCAAAAUAUAUUUUUUCUUAAAUCAUGUGAAAAAUUUAAUUUUUACUUUUAGCAAAAUUUAAUCCUAUCCUCUAAAUAGGAAAAUUAUGUAUAAUAUUUUCCCAUUUUUGCGUAUUUCUUAUUGACAGAAAGAAAUUUAUUUCAGUGAUAAAAUUUUCUAAUUCCCUGGCGAAGAUAUUAAAAAAUGUGAUUAAAUAAAGAUUUUUUCACAUAUUUUGAAAACGAAAUCUUACACUUGAAGGAGUAGCUUCCACCCACGCCCCUUCUGAAGCUUGUUUUUAAGUUAAGGUAUAGAAAUCAGCAUACAGAAAGCUAAGAUUAUUAGAUGUAAUAUUUAGAGUGAAUGGAAAUUUACUUCACUGUAAUUUUUCAUAUUUGAAACUGGCUCAGCAAUUAUUGAAACAUGCGGAUCUUACAAUAUUUUUCGAUAUUGUGUUCUGUUAUAUUUUAAGAAUAACUAAAAAAAACAAAAUUCUACACUUUUUCCAAUAACUUAAAAAUUAAAAAAAAUAUAUUUCUCAUCCACUAAAAAAGUGGGUGUUGUGCCUUAAUUUUCUUUUUGUACAAAAUUAUAAUUUUUCUAAACAAGUGGAUGGUCUAAUGGAUACAUUGCUCUGCAUUUGAUGUUUGUGUCAAAAAUUAGUUUGUGUGCAAUUCAUGUAGCAUGAUAGAUUUUGUACCUCAUUAAAGAAAUAAAUUGCAUGACGG
Molecule: messenger RNA, 3543 nt
Organism: Stegodyphus dumicola
Lineage: Eukaryota; Metazoa; Arthropoda; Arachnida; Araneae; Eresidae
Product: putative polypeptide N-acetylgalactosaminyltransferase 10
Biological process (GO): protein O-linked glycosylation
Cellular component (GO): Golgi apparatus
Molecular function (GO): polypeptide N-acetylgalactosaminyltransferase activity
Source: RefSeq, a predicted model, not a curated record